AUGGGCACUGAGGAGGAGAAUAGGAAUAGCACUGAGGAGGAUGGAAAUGGCAAUGAGGAGGAUGUAAAUGGCACUGAGGAGCAUGAGAUUGGCACUGAGGAGGAUGGGAAUGGCACUGAGGAUGAGAAUGGCACUGAGGAGGAUGAGAAUGCCACUGAGGAUGAUAAUGGCACUGAGGAGGAUGAGAAUGGCACUGAGGAUGAGAAUGGCACUGAGGAGGAUGAGAAUGGCACUGAGGAUGAGAAUGGCACUGAGGAGGAUGAGAAUGGCACUGAGGAUGAGAAUGGCACUGAGGAGGAUGAGAAUGGCACUGAGGAUGAGAAUGGCACUGAGGAGGAUGAGAAUGGCCAUGAGGAGGAGGAUGGGAAUGGCAGUGAGGAGGAUGGGAAUGGCAGUGAGGAGGAUGGGAAUGGCAGUGAGGAUGAGAAUGGCACUGAGGAUGAGAAUGGCACUGAGGAGGAUGAGAAUGGCACUGAGGAUGAGAAUGGCACUGAGGAGGAUGAGAAUGGCACUGAGGAGGAUGAGAAUGGCACUGAGGAUGAGAAUGGCACUGAGGAGGAUGAGAAUGGCACUGAGGAUGAGAAUGGCACUGAGGAGGAUGAGAAUGGCACUGAGGAUGAGAAUGGCACUGAGGAGGAUGAGAAUGGCACUGAGGAUGAGAAUGGCACUGAGGAGGAUGAGAAUGGCACUGAGGAUGAGAAUGGCACUGAGGAGGAUGAGAAUGGCACUGAGGAUGAGAAUGGCACUGAGGAGGAUGAGAAUGGCACUGAGGAUGAGAAUGGCACUGAGGAGGAUGAGAAUGGCACUGAGGAGGAUGAGAAUGGCACUGAGGAUGAGAAUGGCACUGAGGAGGAUGAGAAUGGAACUGAGGAUGAGAAUGGCACUGAGGAGGAUGAGAAUGGCCAUGAGGAGGAGGAUGGGAAUGGCAGUGAGGAGGAUGGAAAUGGCAGUGAGGAGGAUGGGAAUGGCAGUGAGGAUGAGAAUGGCACUGAGGAUGAGAAUGGCACUGAGGAGGAUGAGAAUGGCACUGAGGAUGAGAAUGGCACUGAGGAGGAUGAGAAUGGCACUGAGGAUGAGAAUGGCACUGAGGAGGAUGAGAAUGGCAGUGAGGAGGAUGAGCUUAGCGAAGGUCAAGAGGAGCCUCGGGUCCAUCAAGUGCAAGCGUCUAAUGAGGUGAUUAGGAGGCCAUUUAUGGCCCGGGAGACUCUUCCUUUACAUAACCCGACAAACACUGGAAGACCUUGGAGAAUUAUCUCUGCACAGGAGGAGAAGAUUAUUAUCUCUGCACAGGAGGAGAAGAUUAUUAUCUCUGCACAGGAGGAGAAGAUUAUUAUCUCUGCACUGGAGGAGAAGAUUAUUAUCUCUGCACAGGAGGAGAAGAUUAUUAUCUCUGCACAGGAGGAGAAGAUUAUUAUCUCUGCACAGGAGGAGAAGAUUAUUAUCUCUGCACAGGAGGAGAAGAUAUAA
Messenger RNA from Rana temporaria (common frog), 1467 nucleotides. RefSeq names its product S-antigen protein-like. Bases 1 to 1467 code for a protein of 488 amino acids. The transcript has 2 exons. Lineage: Eukaryota; Metazoa; Chordata; Amphibia; Anura; Ranidae. The record is from RefSeq and is a predicted model, not a curated record.